This is a messenger RNA of Fusarium keratoplasticum, 852 nucleotides long. RefSeq lists its product as uncharacterized. Gene Ontology annotation, cellular component: cytosol; nucleus. The record is from RefSeq and is a predicted model, not a curated record. The transcript has 2 exons. NCBI's taxonomy places the organism in Eukaryota, Fungi, Ascomycota, Sordariomycetes, Hypocreales, Nectriaceae. The coding region runs from base 1 to 852 and encodes 283 amino acids.
AUGGCUCAACAUUUUAAACCAACCAUCGACGCAGACGUCGUCAAGGUCUUUGUCCUAGAGACUGACCAACCUCAUCCCAACACUCAGGCCGAGAAAGGGUCCUUUGGCCAGAUUCUGCAUCAUCACUUUUGUAAGGCUGGUGCUGAUCAUCAUCCUCCCCUUGGUGUUGAGACGGAGCAGGUCUUUGUCGUGACUGAAGAGGGUGGUCGGAUGCCCAAGGUUGAGGAGUUUGACCUAUACGAUGGACUACUCAUCACGGGGAGUAUGUAUGACGCCUACGGUGAUAAUCCUUGGAUUUUGGAAUUGCUGGACCUCUUGAAACAACUAUGGACAAAACGCCCCGACUUCCACUUCACGGGCGUCUGCUUCGGCCACCAGCUCCUCUCACGCCUCCUCGGCGGCAAAGUCGGUCCCUCGCCCACAAACGACUGGGAGCUGGGCCACAAUGCCAUCACACUCACGCCCGUGGGCAAGAGGCUUUUCCGCACUCACGACGACGAGGUGUAUCUCCACCAGAUGCACCAAGACCAAGUUCUUGAGCCCCCGACCCCGAGCAAGUCCAACGGUCUCCUCGAUCCAGAUGUUGAUGUGCAUGUCUGGGGGAAGAGUGAGCACACUGCUGUUCAGGGACUGUACAUCCCGAAUAGGUUGUUUACGACGCAGGCGCAUCUUGCUUUUGAUGAGGACAUGGUGAGAAGGCAGAUUCAGAUGAGGGUGGACAGAGGAGGAAUUCAAGAUCUGGAGCAUGCGGAUCAGGCGGCUGAGACGGCGCAUCUCGAACAUGACGGAGUAGAAGUUGCUGCGGCGAUUCUUAGAUUGUUUAGAUAUGAUGAUGAUGGAAUGGAGUGGUAG